CACAAUGGCGUCGUGCUCGAGAGGGAUAGGAGAUGACAGAAGAAUCCAUUUUAAGUUUACCAUGAAGAAGUUGUCGUCUUGUUAACCGACUGUUGUGAACUUUAUUCUUAUUGUUAAUCAACGAGGCAACGUCUGUUUAAUAACAAAUUAAAUAUAAUUAUUGAUAACCAUAAGUGCAGUGAAAUACUUCCAACCUCGUGCUGCUUUUACAUCUUGCGCGGGCCAGUAGGUUUUACAUGAUGUCACGGAAAGGUAACGGUAGGCCCCUCCAGAUGACCAAAUAAGGACACGGACACAUGAAAGUGGAAUUGGUUCUGCUCGGUUUCAGUAUUAAUGAGAGAAAGCUGAAGUGUGUGUAACGUUGGUGCUCCAUCGUGUCUUUUGUGACACACCGAUACAUCGACCUGUGUGUGUGUGUGUGUGUGUCUAUCUAGAGUUAGAACAUUAGUGCGCGAGCUGCUGUAGUUUCUUGAGGAAAAAGAAAAGAGGAAGCAGUUCCGCCCCCACAAGCUGCCCGGAGGCCGAGGAGAAGAGAGCAGAAAGAAGAGAAGAGAAGCCCCAGAGACACACGCUGCUGCUGGACUCUUUACUUGUUGCUUUGGCGGAUGGACAGCGGAGCUCCGGCGGGACUUUGGUCGUCAGGUCUGGUUGUGUUUCGAAGACCUCGUUGUAGAAAAAAUGAGUAAAGUUUCCGUUUGAAGCUGCACCGAUCAAAUCGUCCGUGCUGGUGUCUUCUGCUAACAUCGACGUAAACCGGCGGAUCUGCUUGACUACUUUACUUUGGCUUUUGUCGAGGCUCGGGUUGGCUUUAGCUCAGGCCCUGGGAGGUUUUUGAUCCGUAAGAAUCCCAGUUCCAAACCAGUAUGAGUGGAGAAGAGGAACGAUUCAAACUGGUGGUGGUGGGAGGAGGAGGGGUGGGGAAGAGCGCACUGACCAUCCAGUUCAUCCAGUCCUACUUUGUGUCGGACUACGACCCCACCAUCGAAGACUCCUACACCAAGAUCUGUACAGUGGAUGGAAAGGAGACCCGGCUGGACAUCUUGGACACAGCAGGUCAGGAGGAGUUUGGAGCGAUGAGGGAGCAGUACAUGCGCUCAGGAGAAGGCUUCUUAUUGGUGUUUGCACUCAACGACCGGGGCAGCUACCAUGAGGUCCAGAAAUUCCACACUCAGAUCCUGAGAGUCAAGGACCGAGACGACUUCCCCAUGGUGCUGGUUGGAAACAAGGCGGACCUGGAGCAGCACAGAGUGAUCUCCAGGGAGAACGCUGAGGCGUUCGCCAGAGAGAACAGGAUCCACUAUAUGGAGGCUUCAGCCAAGAAUCGCUACAACGUGGAUGAAGUCUUCUUGGAGCUGGUGCAAAUUAUCAGACGGUUUCAGGAGAUGGAGAGUCCUCCUCCUCCAACUCAUCACACAAGGAAACAGAAAAGGGGGGGCUGUCCCUGUGUCCUCCUCUAAGCACUGUUACCAUGGACACCAAAUCCUUAUCCCUCUACAGCUCAUCCAAAAAGGAGUGUGUGUGUGUGUGUGUGUGUGUCUGUGUAAGAGAGAGAGAGAGGGCGGGAGACAGACACAG
Anarrhichthys ocellatus (wolf-eel) is the source of this 1575-nucleotide messenger RNA. RefSeq names its product RAS related (gene rras). The record is from RefSeq and is a predicted model, not a curated record. Lineage: Eukaryota; Metazoa; Chordata; Actinopteri; Perciformes; Anarhichadidae. Gene Ontology annotation, biological process: signal transduction. The coding region runs from base 864 to 1457 and encodes 197 amino acids. Gene Ontology annotation, molecular function: GTPase activity; GTP binding. The transcript is spliced from 6 exons. Gene Ontology annotation, cellular component: membrane.